This is a messenger RNA of Phytomonas sp. Hart1, 1064 nucleotides long. Lineage: Eukaryota; Euglenozoa; Kinetoplastea; Trypanosomatida; Trypanosomatidae. The record is from the annotation of a GenBank genome assembly.
GACUAGCUUCUGCUGCUCAUAUGAUGAGAUUUACCAGUGCUGAGGAUAUUGGGAUGAGGACUCUUGACAUAUUUCUUAACAAUACGGAAGAAGGGCCAGAUGAAUUUGUAAGUCAAUUCACUACAUUAACAAAUGCAAAAAAGGCUUCUUUAGUUGACGAAAUUCUGCGCACGAGUGCACUCAGGGAUGGUUGUGAGGAUAAAGGUAGCGGUACUGCGGACAGUGGUGGUGUUCCAAUGGUGAACACCGAGAAUAUUUCAAAUGAAUUGCAGAAUCCAAAAGAACGCAACGUCUUUUUGACGGCGAACUUCUUGAAUAUGCCUCGUCCUAGCGAUGCGGAGGCCAUCCAGACGUCGGUCAGCUGUACGAAUGAUAUAUGUGAUAGCGUCAUCACGGCCGGCAACCAGUCAGUAGUGAAUAAUAACAUCGAGUGCAUCGACCUCGAUGAGUUUGAAGAGGUCAACGCUGGAAAUCUUUCCCUGUGUUUCUCAAACACGGCCGACGUGAUCUUUCCGACAAAAUUUGACAAUUUCUUCACCAACACCAAUUCUGCCGACAUGGAUAAUCGAGCCGCUCGCACGGAGUUGGUGGUGCCAACGAUGUGGAGCAAAUCUUCACUGUCAUCUUUGCCAUCUUUGGAUGACUUUCUUAGCGUGGAAGAUAAGGAAAAGGUCUUCAGGGCUCCUUCCGAAUCUCAAACUGGCUUGCGUACUUUAGCUCUGGAGUCGUUAUCUAUCAAUGGAAAAUGCCGCAGAAAGUCUUUAACCGGUGUUGAAUCAGAUGACACUUCUUCGAAUUUGCAGAACAACUGUAUCUCGCGAUCCGAGGGCGACAUGGACUUUGAUCUUUUCUUUCCUGGAUUGACUAAAGACGAGCACUGCAUGCCGAACCAUGCGGACGGGGUAAAAAAGAUUGAAAAUGAAGAUACUUUGCCAUGUUUGUUGUCAGACAGGUGGUUUGGAAUGCUAAAAGACGUUAUCGUUGAACCUGAUGACUGCGUGCAUCCAUUUGUGUUGAGUGUGGAUUUAGAGUAUAAUGGGGAUUCACUUCCCAAAGCAGUUUGA